GUUUACUUUUGCUCGGUGGCCGUGUGUAUGCGAAAACGAUAAAGUUUGUUUCACAAAAUGUAGUGUUUGAUUACUUUAGAAAGCUAUAAAUUUUUAAUAGUUGUAAUAUAUUUUGGAAAUGCUUGGGGAUAAAGCUCUCGAACUUAUAAAGCAACUUCAGAGAUGCGAUUAUUUGAAUCCACUUCAAGAUGAAGUAUUGAGACAAGUUUUUGAAGAAAUGAAAGCAUUGUUUGAGGAAAAUCAAGUGGAUGUAAAUGCUUCAAUAAGUGGGGAAAUGCAAUAUCAUGCAGCAGUACAACUCCGGCAUUCUGUUUUGUUGAGAAAUAAGAGAUGCGUCUUGACGUAUUUGUAUAACAGGUUGCAAAUGAUUAGAGAUAUUCGAUGGGGCUUUGGUGCUGUCUUACCUGCUGAUGUUCGCUCUUGUUUGUCAGAAGCAGAAGUUAACUGGUUCAAUACAUAUAAUCGUUCAGUAGCAAGUUAUAUGACAAGCAUAGGAGGUGUUGGAGUUGAUCUGUUUUUGAAUCUUCAACCACCAAAGUCACUCUAUAUACAGGUUAGAUGCCUUUGUGAUUAUGGUGAUUUUGAAACAAGUGAUGGAAACACAGUUGUUUUGAGUAAAAACAGCACUCAUUUUCUGCAAAGAGCAGACUGUGAAAAACUUAUACAUCAAGGCAUUUUGGAGCAUAUAUCAGUAUGAUUUGAAAUGUUGUUUAAACAAUUGUAAUGAAUAAUUAAGUGGUGAAUUUUGGUUAAAUAAAAGAGAAAUAAAGUUUAUAUAUUUA
Messenger RNA from Uloborus diversus, 782 nucleotides. Its product is annotated as DNA replication complex GINS protein PSF1-like. NCBI's taxonomy places the organism in Eukaryota, Metazoa, Arthropoda, Arachnida, Araneae, Uloboridae. The record is from RefSeq and is a predicted model, not a curated record. Gene Ontology annotation, cellular component: GINS complex. The transcript is spliced from 7 exons. Gene Ontology annotation, biological process: DNA strand elongation involved in mitotic DNA replication; DNA replication. Bases 119 to 697 code for a protein of 192 amino acids.